This is a messenger RNA of Branchiostoma belcheri (Belcher's lancelet), 790 nucleotides long. RefSeq lists its product as uncharacterized. The record is from RefSeq and is a predicted model, not a curated record. Lineage: Eukaryota; Metazoa; Chordata; Leptocardii; Amphioxiformes; Branchiostomatidae. Bases 156 to 764 code for a protein of 202 amino acids. Gene Ontology annotation, molecular function: heme binding; oxygen binding. The transcript has 4 exons.
CUCUCAGUUGUAAGGUAGGGAAAACGUCAAUACAAUGUAUGUAGAAUAUAGACGUCGAUUGAAAUAUACUUAUUAUAGCUUUAUCUGCUUGAAUUUUUUUAUUACUUUGCAAACAAAACUACACACCUUUUGCCGACAGAACAUCAAGUGUCUCAAUGCAUUACGUAUCCAUAGAAUUUAAUACACGUCUAAAUCUAAAGGUAGCUGGUUUUAUUAUUUUCCUACUUAGGAAAAGGAAGGAUCGUUCCGAGUUUUACCGCAGCCCUGGUGCUCGGGAGGACUGGCGUCUGCCGCUGGACGCCUGGCAGAAGUUUUACCUGCAGAAAUCCUGGAAGACUGUGGCCAGGAAAGGAGACCAGGCAGCCAGCACCAUGUUUCUUAGAAUGCUACAGGACAACCCUGGCUUACGUCGAAAGUGGCCAAGGCUAAAACUCCUUACUGAUGAGGAGAUACCAACUAACCCUUACGUCAAGUUCUUGGGAGAUCGUAUAUUUGACAGUCUGGAUUACAUCAUAGAUAACCUGGGCGACCUUGAUCACGUGAUCUGUGAGCUGACAAAACUCGGCCGUCAGCACUCUGACAUGAAUGUCAUGACACCAGAGGAUGUGUGGGCGAUAGAGACUGCUUUCCUCACUACCGUACAGGAGUGUUUGGAGGAUCGCUUCACCAUCAAGUACGAGGAAAUCUACCACGGCUUCAUUGUUUUUGUCAUUGAGACGAUGGUGAUUGGAUUUGACCCACACUGGGACUUUCCAAAAACAUGAUGAAACUGCAACUAUGAAAUAUAGCA